UUGUUUAUUGAUAAAAAUAAACAAAUUAAAUUAAAUUUUUCGAAAAGCGCCACCUUACUGAUAACCACAAUAUGAUGGCUCGGCGCGGGGGAAAGCGCAUACGUAUGGAUGAUCCGCCUCCAGCACCAGAAUACGACGAACUGCACAGUGAUGCUUUAAAUGAGAGCGCAUCUGAUGCGGACAGUCCCACCAAACGGAUGACGCGGCUUCGUGCUCGGGGUGGCGUUCGCGACAAGCCGCCAAUUAUCGAUGACGACGAGGAUGAGUUUUUUGCGCCAGUUUCACGAAAACGGAAAACGCCACAAACUCGCCGACCACCAGCAGAACGUAAGGAAAGGAUUGAGCGGCCUCGCAAAGAGCCCGUGGAAAAGGCUAACCACGAGCGCAUCGAUAAUGAACGCGAAAUUACCACAGACGAGAACAGCUUAUACUACAUUGUCCGACACUCGAAGAAUCCGAUUGCGAGCAUUGUAGACCAAUGGAUCGAGCAAUACAAGUCAAAUCGCGAAACUGCGCUCGUCGCAUUAAUGCAAUUCUUUAUAAAUGCCAGCGGCUGCAAGGGAAAAAUAUCGGAGGAUAUAAAAUAUCCUGUUGAUCAUACGGCAAUUAUACGCCGCAUGACAGAGGAAUUUGAUGAGGAAAGUGGUGAAUAUCCAUUAAUUAUGACCGGAACGCAAUGGAAGAAAUUCAAGAAUAACUUUUGUGAUUUUGUGCAAACGCUUGUUAAACAAUGCCAGUAUUCCAUUAUAUACGAUCAGUUUCUAAUGGAUAACGUAAUCUCAUUGUUGACGGGUUUGUCCGACUCUCAAGUGCGAGCCUUUCGCCACACUGCAACACUGGCAGCCAUGAAAUUGAUGACUGCCUUGGUGGAUGUUGCCCUCCUUGUGUCAAACAAUUUUGAAAAUGCAGCUAAACAAUUUGAAGCUGAACGUGUCAAGUCCCGCGAUCGUCGCGCUUCAGAUCGAUUGGACUCAUUGAUGACGAAACGUUCCGAGCUGGAGGAGAAUAUGGAUGAAAUAAAAAGCAUGUUAACCUAUAUGUUUAAAUCGGUAUUUGUGCAUCGCUACAGGGAUACUCUGCCGGAUAUUAGAGCCAUUUGCAUGGCUGAGAUUGGCAUCUGGAUGGAAAACUAUCCACAAAAUUUCUUAGAUGAUUCCUAUCUAAAAUAUAUUGGCUGGACGUUACACGAUAAAAUUGGUGAAGUGCGCCUACGUUGUCUGCAAUCGUUGCUGCCGCUCUAUGAUAAGGAGGAGCUGAAGGGUAAACUGGAGCUUUUUACAUCGAAGUUCAAGGACAGAAUUGUGGCUAUGACGCUGGACAAGGAAUUUGAGGUGUCCGUUCACGCUGUCAAGCUCGUUAUCAGUAUAUUAAAAAUCCAUCCGGAGAUAUUGGCUGAUAAGGAUUGUGAAAUCGUGUAUGAGCUGGUCUACUCGUCGCAUCGAGGCGUUGCGCAGGCCGCUGCCGAGUUUCUCAAUGUGCGAUUGUUUCAUUUAACCGCUGACAUGGACGAAACAAAAACAAAACGGGGCAAAUUGCGUCUUCCAAAUACGCCGCUAAUCAGGGAUCUGGUGCAAUUCUUUAUUGAAUCGGAGUUGCACGAGCACGGCGCAUAUUUGGUGGACUCGUUUAUCGAUAGCAAUGAUAUGGUGCGCGACUGGGAAUGUAUGACGGAUCUACUGCUGGAGGAGCCCGGCCCCAAUGAGGAGCAGCUUGACAACAAGCAGGAAUCCACGCUCAUCGAAAUCAUGGUCAGCAGCGUCAAACAAUCGGCAUCCGGUGAGGUGCCGGUGGGCCGUGCCAGUAAUCGCAAGUUCACACUAAGCGCUAAGGAGCUUAAAGCCAUACAGGACGAAAAGGUCAAACUAACGGAGCAUUUCAUUGUAUACAUUCCCGCCUUGCUGGAAAAAUACCAGGCUGAUAGCGAGAAAUUGGCCAACUUGCUGGCCGUGCCCCAGUACUUUGAUCUAAAUCUGUAUACGACCAACCGUCAGGAGGGGAACCUGCAGGCGCUGCUCGACAAGAUCAACCAGGUGAUGUGUAUGCACACUGGUCGCGAUGUGCUUGAGACCUGCGCCAAGACACUGGAAUGCCUCUGUGCCGAAGGCAGCGCAACCUACACGCGCUGCAACAUUGCUCGUUCCAACAUCAUCGAGAAUGCGGUUAACAAAUACAAGGAUACCAUAGUUGAGUGGCGAAAUUUAAUUUUGGGCGAGGAAACACCAAACGAGGAUGAUAUCUAUAACAUAACCAUAACGCUAAAAGUGUUGUCAAUUUUGUAUUCGUCGCACAAUCUGAACCCGUGGGAUCUAUUUAAAUCUCUGUUCCGUGACGUUGAGGAGGCCCAAUGCAAAGAUAAUGUUGAACGUUGCCUGCCCAAUGAGGCGCUAGCCUAUUGCAUAGAGGCCUGCUACUUCUCGAUUAGUUGGGGUCUCUACUAUGUCGAGAACGAUUGUGAGGCGUUGAAUGUGGCUGCAGUUGUUGCCGAACUGCGCAGCUACUUGGACACCUUUAUGUCCGCCUGCUUUGAGCUCACACGCGACGGACCCACUGUACAAAUUCAAGAAGCUGCCUACCAGUCCAUCUGCGACCUGCUUAUCAUCUACUCGGAUCAAUUGGCACGCAGUGAGAGCGAACAUAUACGCAGCCUGGAAUACAAAUCGCGAAUGGAUGAGCAUCUUAUACUGGACAACUUUGUGCAACAUUAUGUGUUUUCUCUGAAGCAAGUGGUUGCCCAGGAUGAGACACGCAUUGAGGAGCUGCAUAAAAAGCGCAACUUUCUCGCCUGCUACUGCAAACUAAUUGUCUACAACAUAAUACCAACCAUGCGAGCGGCGAGCAUAUUUAAAUACUAUGUCAAGUGCUAUAACGAGUACGGGGACAUUAUCAAGGCAACGUUGGGCAAGGCUCGCGAAAUAAACAAAGUCAACUUUGCCAUGACGCUACUGUUAGGUCUCAUCACCGUAUUUAAGAAUCUGGUGGAGCAAAGUGACGAUGGUGUCGUGUCAAAGAGCUCACAAGAGUUCAUCGAUCUGAAGGAGUUGGCAAAACGUUUUGCCCUUACAUUUGGCUUUGAUGCGCUUAAGAAUCGAGACUCAGUUGCAGCCAUACAUCGGGGAGGCAUAUACUUUGCUGCCAAUAAGCAGCCAGACGAUCCAGUCCGCGCACCGACACGCCUGCUCUUUCUGGAGGUGCUCAAUGAGUUUAAUUACAAACUGCUGAAGCAGGAUAAGAAGGUUAUAAUGGCCUUUCUUGACAAAAUCAUACCACCAGGCAUGCCAUCGAGCCGUGCCGAGGAGUGGCAGCCGUUGGUCCUCUAUCGCAACUCCCUGCUGCACGGCGAAACCGAUCAGGCGCCAUUGGCAACGCGUCGUGCAUAUACGCGUAAGCGCAUAAAUCAUGAUGAAGAUGACGAAGAUGAGGAAGAUGAGGAAGAACACAAUGAUCCUGAUUAUAGAGGCUAAGAUCCUCUUUAUAUAUUGUUAAUAAUUCAAUAUCUUAGAUUCAAGAAUUAAGCUUAUAUAUUUUAUUUAAGGAAGUAAAAGCAUACUGCUUACCAUUUAAUUUUAAGUUAACUUGCAACAAAAUCAUUUUCAUUGCGAAAACAUUUCACACAAUAUGUCAAAAUAAAGUUAUGAUUUAACAAAAUAAUAAGAAA
Drosophila grimshawi is the source of this 3655-nucleotide messenger RNA. RefSeq names its product cohesin subunit SA-1 (gene SA1). Bases 72 to 3461 code for a protein of 1129 amino acids. NCBI's taxonomy places the organism in Eukaryota, Metazoa, Arthropoda, Insecta, Diptera, Drosophilidae. The transcript is spliced from 10 exons. Gene Ontology annotation, biological process: sister chromatid cohesion. Gene Ontology annotation, cellular component: cohesin complex; nucleus; chromatin. Gene Ontology annotation, molecular function: chromatin binding. The record is from RefSeq and is a predicted model, not a curated record.